AUGCGUCUCCUGCUUCGGUCACCUACCGAAACAGACAACAUGUGGGCAUGUCUUGCACAUGAGAUGUUUGAUGCAGCACUCGAACCGUGUAAUCGACCAGGCCGGUUCGACUUUCUCCACUUCCGCCCAAACCCCAGCAGCUCUGCCGCGCGCAUUGCUAAAGUAUCACCACUUUGGAACGACUACCUCCAGCUCUUCCACCGUGUUGUCGCUGUUGCAACCCAUCUCCAAGCCGACGUGUGGAACCGAGCGCAGUACCGAGUGCUACCAGUUGGCUACUGUUUCUACCAUAUGCAGCUAGUCCCCCCUAUGCUCGUGGUUCUCUGGACGAUCACAGCAGGCGUGAUGCGGCCUCUCUGGAUCUAUCUUAACAAAGUCAAAUACGAAGGUACCGCUCAUACCUCUGUCCCUGCCAUGCUGGAGCUCGUCUUCUUGUAG
This is a messenger RNA of Aphanomyces astaci, 438 nucleotides long. RefSeq lists its product as hypothetical. The coding region runs from base 1 to 438 and encodes 145 amino acids. NCBI's taxonomy places the organism in Eukaryota, Oomycota, Saprolegniomycetes, Saprolegniales, Verrucalvaceae. The record is from RefSeq and is a predicted model, not a curated record. The transcript is spliced from 3 exons.